UCGUAUAAAUUAAAUCCAAUUCGCGAGCGUCCUCUCUGAAUCGUAUUGCAAUCGUAAUUUUUUUAAUCGAACUACUUACCUACAAAAAAGAAAUAACUUAUCGACGGACGAUAAUUUUAAGUAACCGAGGUAACGGAAGAAAAAAAUAACUAGGAUAAAACCCACUAUUAAAACUCGUUACAAACCGUAGCCUAAACGUUCCUAAAUCAUCUAAGCGUUAUCCAAAUUUCUCGAAGGAUGACGAUAAAUCACGACAAUUGGAAGACCGCUUGGGCACGCGGUAGUAAAUUCGAGGAUAUCAUUUGGAUAGGAAAUGACGUUUUGGCUUGGAGUUCCGGCCUUCACAUCGUGUUCUACGAGAUCGAGCACAAGAAGAAGAGUAUCCUUUGGUGUUGGUCUCACGACAUCGGGGAAGGAGUUCGAUCCCUCUCCUCGCACACCAAGUAUUCCAUAUUCGCUUUUGCCGAGAAAAGCUCUCAACCAAAAAUCAUGGUGUAUACAUACCCGUCGUUGAUCAAAAUAUCCGAAUGCUCAAACGGGUCCACGAAUCAUUGUUUGUGCACCGGAUUCACCGCUACCGAUUACAUAGUCUCGAUCGACUCGUAUCCACACUUUAGAUUGAGCGUAUGGAAUUGGAGGACAGGCGAGAAGAUCGCCACUGUGCAAACCCAUAUACAAGACGAGAUUGGUCAGAUCAUGAGGAUAAAUCUGAUCGGGCCCGUCCUCGUUGCCCAAGUGGGGAAAAGUUGCGGGGAGGCGUACGUUUGGGAUCUGAUCAUCACCAAAGAAACUACCAUUUUGAAAGAAUACGAGAUAAAGCUUCCGAAAGACGAGCCGAUUCUUGGACUGGACUGGUCUUCAACGUCCACGGAACCGUUGCUGGCGCUCGUCGACAAAGAAGGCCACAUCUAUCUGAGUAAUUACGACGGAAGCGACGUCUAUCGGAUCAUGGUCGGCCAACGUUGCAACAUCUGCAUAGAGAAGGAUCUGCCUAUAAUCAAGUGGUUCCAGGACGGCCUCAUAUUACGAACACCAUACUGUCAGAUAUCGUUCUACAAAAAGUUCGCGAGAUUGAAUAUAUGGAGAAAGCUGUGGUACGUGAAGACGGAGAAAAAACCGUAUCUCCUUAUCACGAAUCCGUAUCGGGAUCGCCGAUUUUUCUAUUACACGUACGAGGGGGAGUUGAUGCAGGUGGAUAUAGUCGAGGAAGACGAAAAGCCUGUAGUUUCCAAAUGCUUCGACAAUGGAGGAGUGUAUCGUUUCGUCGAUUUCGUAUAUCCGUGGUGCCACCAUUUGUUCGCUAUUUGCGACGCGAACAAAGAAUACGUCGUGCUCGAGUGUUACGAAGGAACACUGAUCUCGAACAUAAUACCAGACGCGGACGACGAGAUAUUGUGCCAGACCUCCCAUCCGGAAUUUCCGUUGAUCGUUUUGGCGACCAAUCACGGCGAGUUGCACUGCGUAUCCAUCGUGAAACCGACCAAUCCUAAAAUCGUGGCUCGAUUGAGGCUCCAACGAACGCCAUUGGAUUUCAUCAAGUUCUCGUUGUCUGGAAGAUCUCUGAUCGCGGCCGAGAUGAAAACAGGCGACUGUUACUACAUAAAUAUGCAACGGGUGAAUAUGUACGACGUGCAGACAUUGAUCAGAGUCGGACACCCGAUCUCCGACGUUCUAAUCUUCGAAGGAUACAAGAAGCUGCGUAUCCUCGUUCUAUACACGAUCGUGAGAAACGUCGGGCACAGCCUGUUCUUGUACGAGAUCCUGGAGAAUCAAACCUUGGUCAUCGAGCCGAUCGUGGAAUUGCUUUUGCCUGGAGUGUAUCGGAAUCUUUAUCACGUGCCCGGUAACCCGAUGAUCCUCGUAGGAACACCUUACAUGACACGCCAACUUCGAGUGCAGAAGAUACAAGAUUUCAAGAACAUCACGUUCGAGGACGGUUUGAUGACAGGGCAUUUCGUAAAACUGGCCAGUUUGUUCGUGGAUCGAUGGUGGAUCAUCACGAUGGCCAUCGACGGGAUAGUUCACGUAAGGGACAAGACUGUGAGGCGGGAAUUGGCGUGCAUCAAGACCCAUCACAGGGAGGAAUUGGGCACGAAGAAGGCGAUGACCAACAAACAAGGGGACCUGAUCAUCGCCCUCGGUUACAACGGCUCGUUGGUCGCGACAAAGUUUUCUCCCGCCAAGAAGGAGCUGCAAGGAUUACGUUCCCCCAAGGAGAAACGCACGAGCAAAGUGGAGCACAAGCUGUACGAGAAGAUGAUGAAGAAGAUCGACGUCGAUUACGCGAGCCUCGACCCGUUAAUUUACGAUAUUCUGACGAGUCCGUUGUACGAGUUCCCGGAUUCGGAGAAGGAGGGGGACAAGACGUGGACGGAAUGGAGGUACGAGAUGCAGUUGAAGGAGGAGGAGGAAGCGAGCAGGGAGCAGAAGACGGCCCUACUGAACGAUUUCGAGGAGCUUCGGAACAAGGUGAAAAAGUUGUUGGACGAGAACGAGGCGAGCACGGAGAUAGAAAAGCUCCCCAUAGCUGCGUUCGAUCUGGACAUAAAGGGGCGGGAUCACAAGUUGAAGGUUGGCCGUGACAUUUGCGAGAACCUCCGCCUCGAGUUCGAGCACAACAUCAACGAGACGAAGAGGGUGUCCAAGUGGAUACGAAAAAACUUUUGGGACCCGCAAAAGGUCGUGGCGAAGAGCCUGUACGCGAUCUUCGACGAGAUGGAGGUGGUUAACUAUCCCUCGGUCGCCGAGGAUCCGAACGAUAUCUUGUUCCUAAAGUAUAUAAACUUUCACAAGAAGACCGCGUACAGCGUUCUGGAGAACGACAAGUUCGAACCUUGGAAAAUUUAUACCGAGCAAGAGUUGCAGAUGGAGACGAGCAAGAAGCACAAUAUAUAUCGCGAGCAGGACAAGAGGAUCGAUCUGUUGAUGAACGAUUGGGAGUUGGAGGACAAGGAGGAGGAUUUGGAGAGCUUCAAGAACGAAAGGGAGGAACGGAAAGCGGUGAACGGAACUACGACUCAUCGAUUCGUCGAGUCAUCCCCUUAUUACCCCCAAUUCGGCUACUACGGAUUCGCCCAAACUAAGAUAAACAAUCGUUUCUUCUUGCACGAUUGCACCAAACUUCGGGACUUCUUCAACAAUAAAUUCAACGAGAUAUAUCUGCUGAAGGAGAGAGAGAUGAACGUGAUACGGGACAGGAUCGAGAGGAUACGUUACAUAGAUUCUGAAUUGAAGAUCAUGUUCAACAAACACGUGCCCCACGUCCCAACCGAUCCCGUCUGGCACUGGCAGGAGAGGCCCGAGAGCAUCAUCACGGUGAGAAGGGACGAGAUAAAGGCGAAGCCGUACAUAUCCCCGUCCCACAUGGAAAUGUUGAUGAAGCAAGCUGCGGAGGAGGAGCGAAUAAGAAAAUUGUUGCUUGCCGACGAUUUUCGGGAGCGCGCCCUCAUGGCGAUGAUGAACGGUGUGCUGGAGGUGCGUUGGGAGGACAUAAUCAAGAUAGACGUGCCCAAGCCUGCCUGCAUGCUGACGAAGAAGCCGGAGGACUACACGUCCGAGGAUAUAUUGGCGGUGAAACAGUACGAGAAGGACGUGCAGUUUCUCAAGGAGGAGAGGGAACGGUAUCACAGGAUGCUGGACGCGGAAUAUUCCAAGGUUAUGGAACAAUUGAAGGAGGGGAUAGACAAGUUCAACGGGAAAUUGAACAAUCUGUUCCACAUGAAAAUGAACGUCGAGGCCGCGAUCAACCAGUUGUACCUCAGAUACGUGCGCGGCUUGCUCCUGGUCCAUCAUCGGAUAAUCACGUUCGAGGAGGAGAAUUCAUUGAAGGAGAGGAUCGCGAGCAAGAUGGAUUACGAGAGGGAGAUGGACGAGCAUAUAAAGUUGUUUCAGAACGUUCAUCAAAAAGUGUCUGACAAGCUAGCUGGUCUGGUGAGCAAGGAGAAAGCGUUCGCGAAAAAGUUCAAGAGCGAGUUCUAUCACAUGCACAAGGUGCAGUUAGAGAUAUUGGAGCGGCAGUGCAAUCGCAGGCCGAGGGUGAACCUGAAGAAUCUCGAGUCGUCCGAUUUCUACGAUUUGGCGGAGGACGUGUUGGGGGGGAAGGGGGCCAGGAUUUACCUGCCGCCCGAGUGCAAGGAUUACCUGAGGAUAUUGCACAAUUUCGACGCGAGGCCUGUCACCGUCCCGCCGAGCAUAGACGGCUCGAAUUGGGAGAACUUGAUCCGCCUUAGACGGGCGAAGAUCAAUUUGGAACUGAUGAUAAAGGGGGCGCAGAGCGAGCUCAUGGACGUGGAGACGGUGCUGCUCGGUUUCGAGCAGAAGAUGGAGAAGUGCAAGAUCGACAUGGAGGAUAUGAAGAAGGAUCUGGUGGAGAAGAGGAUGCGGCAAAUGAUGGAGGACCUCGACGUGGAGAUACAGUUGGUGCUGAAGAUGGGCCAGGUGGAGAUCGAUCUCGAGGGGGAAUUGACCGAUUCGAAGCACGCGGUCCUCGUCUCGAAAACGACCAUCGACAGCGCCAACUCGUACAUACGUGCCGCGGGCGAGUGCAAAUUGAAGGCUUUGAACAACUUGUUGAGCUUUCAGAGAGGCACUCUGUUGAAGCAGUGGCAGCACAUGUGCCGGAAGAAGAAUUUGGAGGAUCUGAAGGAGGAUCUCCGGUUCACGGAAUCAACCACGGUGACGAAAGAGAUGCAGGGGUAUCUGAAGAGGAAGGCGAAAGGUUUGCCGGACGACAAGACGCCGCAGCAGCUCGACGACGACAUAGAGGCGGUGAAACGGAAGUUUCAGAAGGUGUUGGACGAGGAGACGGCGCGGCUCGAAUCCGUGGAGAAGGAGAUCGCCAGCCUGAGGGUGAAGAACGAGCAGCUCGAUCGCCAGAUCCUCGAGAUGAACAUGGCUAGGUGCGACAUGGAGUUGAAGCGCGACGUCGUCGCCGAGGAGAGGCAGAAGGAACACCUCGAGAGGAAGGUGAAGAUGGUGAUGCAUCGAUCGACGCUGGUCAAGAAGCUGCAGGAAAAUUACGCGGAGCUCGUCGAGCUGCAGACCGAGCACGAGCUGCUCAGGCUCAAGCGAUACCCGACCUUUCAUUUCAGGAUGCUCGACGAAAACGAGGAGACGCAGAAGAACGUUCGAACGAAUCUUUGUUAAUUUUCUCGUUGCUCGAUCGGUCGAUCAUUUAUGGGGCUCUUUCUCUCGCGUUAUCUCGUUUUUGGGACGAGUUGAACGGCCGGUUGGACGGAUAGGUCGAUGGUCUGCAAGCAUAAUUGGAAAUAAUAAUCGGAAAGAGCUUCUCAGUUUGUUGAAACUUUUAUAUUUUGAGCUGUUGAUACGUUCCGUGGAUACCUUUGAAAGAGUCGAUCGAAGAACAAAGAUAUAUCGAUCGGGACUUUCUAUUCGUCUGAUAAAUUGGAAAGCUUGGCUCGAUAUUUUUCUGUACAUACUCGGCCACUUUUGUAUUUACAUUUUAAAAAUCGUUCAAAGAUAUUCCACGGAAUAUAUACAUUUACGUUUUCAAAAGAUUAUCCUUCGAAUCAAGCCAUUCCAAUUAUUAUUUAUUUUUAAUCGUAUCUUCCAACGACGCUUCUAAUCUCGAAAAUUAAAUCGAUAAAAUUAUUUUCCUUCAAAUCGAGUCAUUUCAAUUCAAUUAUUCAUUUUUAUUAUUUUUAUUAUUUCAAUUUUCUCCUCGAGAAACGUUCCAAUGAUGAUUUCGAAAAUUUAACUUGAAUAUUAAAAUAAUUGCGAUUAAAUCAUAAGAAAUCGAGAGGGAUGUAAUUUCGAUAAAUCGAUAAAAUUGAGUCGUUCCAAUUAUUAUUUAUUUUUAAUCGUAUCUUUCAAUCACGCUUCGAAAAUUAGAUCAAAUAUAAAAAACGGUCGUUGACCGCGAAUAAGUCAUUGGCAAAAAAAAUGGAGGGGGAGGGGAGGGGCGUAAUUUCGAUAAUUGCGCGCAGCUUUUGACUUGGAUGGAAGCGCGCGAUUUACAAGUUUUGAGAGGUUUGAAAUUUGUUUUGAACCGGUCGAAGAGAUGGAUAUCCGUUGAAUAGAAAUAAACGCGGAGCGCUGGCUGUUGAAACAGGCCGCGCUGCAUUUAUUUAGCGACUGCAAUUAAACGUAGUAUUUCACGCGAGCGACGAGUUUGCUCGUGAAAUUAAUCGCGAAGCAAACAUCAUCGAGAUAACGUUGUGUAAAUUUAAGAUAAUUUUGUGAGAUUUCUACGCUCGAGAAUUAUAAUAACUUGAGUUAAUCUUCCGAA
Molecule: messenger RNA, 6247 nt
Organism: Apis cerana (Asiatic honeybee)
Lineage: Eukaryota; Metazoa; Arthropoda; Insecta; Hymenoptera; Apidae
Product: cilia- and flagella-associated protein 43-like
Biological process (GO): cilium assembly
Cellular component (GO): axoneme
Molecular function (GO): protein binding
Source: RefSeq, a predicted model, not a curated record